GUAGUUUUGUUUUUCUUUGAGUAUUAUUGCUUAGUGUAUAAGUUUUGUUUGAUGUAAACAUAAGAAAUUCAAUAUAUGACUGUUCAGAAGCUAAAGCGAAAGUGUUGAUUAUUCGCGUGGUAGUUAAUCAUUUACAUUGUGUUCUACUCACCUUUAAGUCUACUGAACACAGAGGAUUAUUGCAGCUAAGAUAUCUAGGAUCCCCAUAUGGAAGAGGGAAACAUUCUUUAUCUUGCAAACUUCACCGGAAUGAUUCUUGAGGCUCAACCAUUAUCGGUACGCCUUAAGGCAAUACGAGAGAUACGAGUCCUGGAUAGACUUUUUGACAACUUCACUCAACAUAGGUUAUAUAUAAUGUUGUUAAGACUGGAGAACUAUAGAAUCGCAGCAAAUCGUCUACCAAACAGACCUCCUCUUCGCAACCCUACGUAUAGGAGUUGCUUCGAGGAAUAUGUCGGAUCCUUACCACACGUUCACAGAAAAAGUGUGUUACAAAAGUUGACAGUAAUUGUCUCCUUUUUUACAGGAUCAUGUAUUACAGAUUUGUUUUAGAUUUUAUAGAAUUAAUAUUGACAAUAAUAAUGUACUAAUAUAUACUAAAUUAAUAUUCUAAAUUAAUAUUGGGUUUCUCAAUUAUAUGGAAGCUAAAUUAUAUUACUUAUCCUAAAUUCAUUGAACGAUUAUUAGUCAUUGUAUAAUUUUUCUCAUGUUCACGUAUCGCUGAUUUCUUGGAAAUUUUGUAAAACCCAAUAUUUAAAUUUUAAAAAAUUUAUAGUUUUAAAUUUCGUUUUUAUCGACUUUUGGCUUCAAGGAAUAUGUCGGAUCCUUACCACGUGUUCACAGAAAAACUGUGUUACGAAAGUUGACAGUAAUUGUCUCCUUUUUUACAGGAUCAUGUAUCACAGAUUUGUUGUAGAUUUUAUAGAACGCAAUAUUUAACUUUUAAAAAAGUUAUAGUUUUAAAUUUCGUUUUUAUUGACUAUUAAUGUUUAUUGAUUAAAUUUGUUUUAUGAUUAUGUUAUAUAAAUAUAAAUGUGCAUAAUAUUAAUGCAUAUGGUUUUAAGAGAAUAGGUUUUGUACUAAUAGUUAAUAUAGUCAUUUCAUUUUAUUUAUACUUUUCAUUGGCUUUUAUAUAUUUUUAUUUGUAUACUGAAUUAAUAUUGAUAAUAAUAAUAUACUAAAUUAAUAUUGGGUUUCUCAAUUAUAUGGAAGCUAAAUUAUAUUACUUAUCCUAAAUUCAUUGAACGAUUAUUAGUCAUUGUAUAAUUUUUCUCACGUUCAUGUAUCGCUGAUAUGUUGAAAAUUUUGUAAAACCCAAUAUUUAAAUUUUAAAAAAGUUAUAGUUUUAAAUUUCGUUUUUAUCGACUUUUGGCUUCGAGGAAUAUGUCGGAUCCUUACCACAUGUUCACAGAAAAACUGUGUUACAAAAGUUGACAGUAAUUGUCUCCUUUUUUACAGGAUCAUGUAUCACAGAUUUGUUUUAGAUUUUAUAGAACGCAAUAUUUAACUUUUAAAAAAGUUAUAGUUUUAAAUUUCGUUUUUAUUGACUAUAAUUGUAUAUUGAAUAAAUUUGUUUUAUGAGUGUUAUGAUUACAUUAUAUAAAUAUAAAUGUGCAUAAUAUUAAUGCAUGGUUUUACAACAAUAAUAGAUUUUAUACUGAUAUUUAAUGCAACAGUCAUUUCA
Messenger RNA from Nezara viridula (southern green stink bug), 1684 nucleotides. The record is from the annotation of a GenBank genome assembly. NCBI's taxonomy places the organism in Eukaryota, Metazoa, Arthropoda, Insecta, Hemiptera, Pentatomidae.